AUGUCGAAGAAGGCGAACGUGGAGGAGGUGGAGGGUGUAGCAGGGAUCAAGACGAUCAAGCAGCUGGAGAGGCACUUCUACCUGCGAUGCAAGAACAUGACGAAGACGAGGAAGCGAGCGAGGGAGCUGGCAGCGAAGAGGGCAAAACGGGUCAAGGAGAUCCAGGAUGAGCACAAGGUGAGCUUGAUCACAGCUCUUGGCAUGUGGGAGGCUGCCGGAAGGCCUUUGAGGAAACAGAAGAUUCCUCCUCCGACAGCUUCACAGCAGCAGUCGACCAGGGAAGCUUCAGGGUCAAGAGCCCCAUCGUCCUCGUCAGAGAGCGACGACGAUGAAGACGAUGACAACGUGUGGGCGGAAGUAUCGUUGCUGAACAGCUCGAAGCGAGACGACGGUGCUCCAGGUUCCAGCAGCUCGAAGGUCUCGAACCCGUUCGCUCAACUAGCUCAGCAUGAAGACGUGGUCAAGCAGAGGAAGAGCUCUUCCUCCAAGUCAACGAGCAAGUCACGAACGGAGGCAGUCACCAACGGAUCCAACGUGAGGCAGGGGGGCGCGUUCUCAGAUCGCUCGGUGCAGGACGACCGAAGGAAGCCGCAGAAGGAAAUGGCAGGAGCUCGUCCUGCUAAUCCUCAGCCGCAUCGUGACGAGAGUCCGGACAAGACUUCUUCCUCAGGUUUCAGCCAUCCGGUGAGCAUGUCGAAGAAGAAGGAGCAUGGCUCCCGGGAGCUCGAGUACUCGUCGGAUGACUCGAGCAGAUCAGAGGCAGUGCCGAAGCACCACGAUGUCAAGGACGAAGUGGCAAUGGCGAAGGCUUCAGUUGGGAUUGUGAACCUGAAAGAAGCCGUCUCCUCGGUGAUGAGCUGUUGCGACGGGGAAGGGCUGUCGGUCAAGGAGAUUCAAGACAUUCUGAACAUCGAGAAGGCUCCUUCGCAGGGGAUGGCAAAUGCAGGACGGAAGCUUGUGCGGGCGAUCCUUGGGAUGUUGCUGAGCGAGAAGAAGAUCAAAGGAUUGGAUCCCGACGAGGAUGGGGUGCUCAAGUACAAGAUCAAGAAGAGGAGGGGCAGCAGAAUGGAGCAGGACGAAAAGAAGAAGCGGCCGCGGCCCGCGGCAUCGAGGGGGCAGGAGGAGAAGGGGAAGAGGAAGGAGGAGAACCUGGGGGCGAAUGAGAUGCUGAAGAAGCAGCAGGCAGAGAUCGCCCUGCUGAGCCAGAGGCUGCAGAGGUACGAGGACAACUUCCGCAAGAGCAGCGCACAUGAAUCGCGGCAACUGUCCUCUCCCAGGGCUCGCUCGCCUCCUCCUGUCGACCCUCCCCGGCCAAGGAUCGAGAGGGAACAGCAGCCUAGGCAGCAGGCUGUGGAGGAGGACGUGUACAUUAGCUGCGAGCCCGCGAGCGCCAGGAGAGGCUCACACGUCGAUUAUGUGCAGGUCAAGACGGAGGAGACGGAGUCGGAUUGA
Messenger RNA from Guillardia theta CCMP2712, 1452 nucleotides. RefSeq lists its product as hypothetical. Lineage: Eukaryota; Cryptophyceae; Pyrenomonadales; Geminigeraceae. The record is from RefSeq and is a predicted model, not a curated record. Bases 1 to 1452 code for a protein of 483 amino acids. The transcript has 13 exons.